GAACCGCCACUGCAUGGAAAUUAAAGGCAUCAAUUUUCGUUUGAAGAGACAAAAUUUCAUGGGUUCGAAUCCAUUGAUUCAAGCUGUCCGACGGGGCAUCUUUAUCACUGAGGAAUAUCUUGCUAAGACACAGGCUGUCGAAAAGCUUAAAAUAGCAGAAUGUGAUGACUUUGGCCGAAAUAUAUUUCAUCUUAGUGUUUUAAGAGAAAAUAUUCUGGAAUUUCUAUUACAAAAGUUUGAGAAGCAUGAACAGCUCAUGGAAGCUCUCCACAGUGAAGAUUUAAAUGGUCACACGCCAGCUCAUGUGGCGGUGCUGCACAAUCAAAGAAAGAGCAUACAAAUCCUGGCUAGUGUAGAUGAAAAUAUUUACACGCUUCGUAACUCAAAGACAGGACAGACACUCAUCCACUGCGCAAUUUACCAGAAAUUGUUUCACUACGAAAGGGACUUUCUGGUUCCUUGUAUCGUGCAGGAUAUCCUUUCAGCUCGACCAGUGUCCCUGAUUGAUAAAGACUACGAAGGGAAAACACCUCAACAUUACGCCGCUGCUCUUCACGAGUGCUUUGUCUUGGAUUUCCUUCUCACACGAGGUGCAAACAUCCUGGAGACUGACAACAGAAAUUUAACUCUGCUCCAUGAAGCUGUUGAGGCUGGGUCAUUACCCAAUGUUACACUGCUGGCCCUAGAUGAAGUUACAAUGUUGAGUGCAAGGGACGUGGAAGGAAGAACACCUUUACAUAUUGCCUGUGGCAAAGGUUUUCGAGAUAUACUGUUGUUUCUGCUAGAAAUUGGUGCUGAUCCACAAGAAAAAACGAAAGUUGGUGAGAACUGUUUGGAAGUGGCUAUCAAUAAUGAUCAAAGUGAUAUUGUUAAAGAAUUAUUGCUUAGCAAAAAUUGGAAAGCUCUAAUUUGUGAUUGUAAGAAUGGGCCAAAGAAAUGUUUUGUGCACCUUGUUAAGAAAAUGCCCGAUCAAGCCAAGCUUUUGCUAGAUCGUUGUAUUAUGUCAAGUAAUCACAAGCGACAUUCACCUGACUACAAUGUCACUUACGAUUUCUUUCUUCUUGAUACUACAGAUACCACUAGACCUAUUUUUGAAGGUAUUGAAGUGAUUAUCAAGAACAAUGAAGAGCAAUGUCUGAACCACAAGAUUUGCAAGAAAUAUUUUAACCUUAAAUGGCGAGAAAAAGGAUGCUAUCUUUUCAUAAUCGAUUUGAUCGUGUUUUUGUGCUUUCACAUAUGGCUCAAUAUUUAUGUCUUUUUGGUCCGUGGCGCUAUUGCUGAAAACGGGUUGCCUGAGUACGAGAAAUCCAAAAAUUCUACUGCACAAUCGCCAACAUAUGUUGCUCCUUUAGCAAACCCUGAAGAUACUGGACCUGUUAUUGCCGCUUCCUUUAUUAUGAUUCUCACGUCGUUCAACAUUUUUAGAGAAUUUGUGCAGAUGAACACUGAUCGUUGGGAAUAUUUUAAGCAACUGUCAAACUACUUUGAAUGGAUUUCGUUUUUGUGCGUUAUCUAUUUCAUGUUCCCAAUAAAAACAACCAAAACCGAAAGUCAAUUUAUCGCAGCAGUGAUUGCAAUCUGGAUCUCUUGGUUUGAUCUUAUUUGGUUCCUAAGAAGAAUUCCUGACUCAAGCACGUAUAUCUUAACGUUGUUCAAGACUACAAACACUAUAAUAAAGAGCAAUUUCACAACGGCUUAA
This is a messenger RNA of Xenia sp. Carnegie-2017, 1699 nucleotides long. Its product is annotated as transient receptor potential cation channel subfamily A member 1-like. The coding region runs from base 14 to 1699 and encodes 561 amino acids. The record is from RefSeq and is a predicted model, not a curated record. The transcript is spliced from 10 exons. Lineage: Eukaryota; Metazoa; Cnidaria; Anthozoa; Malacalcyonacea; Xeniidae. Gene Ontology annotation, molecular function: protein binding.